Messenger RNA from Leptopilina boulardi, 2773 nucleotides. Its product is annotated as glucose dehydrogenase [FAD, quinone]-like. Bases 360 to 2222 code for a protein of 620 amino acids. Gene Ontology annotation, molecular function: flavin adenine dinucleotide binding; oxidoreductase activity, acting on CH-OH group of donors. The record is from RefSeq and is a predicted model, not a curated record. NCBI's taxonomy places the organism in Eukaryota, Metazoa, Arthropoda, Insecta, Hymenoptera, Figitidae. The transcript has 4 exons.
UUGCCUUCACCAUACAUUGCAAACAGCACAAACUCUCCGGAAUCAGCCGGCAUUGCUCUUGAAAAGAAAUUCUUGUCAAAUAACUUACAAUUUUUUCUCCAAUUAAUCAUUAUAAAUCGAAAUACAAUUAAAUUAAUUAAAAUCAAUAUUGAAUUGUAGGAAAUUUUUUUUUUUUUUUUUAUUUUUUCAUAAUAGUCAUAAAAACUAUGCGAUUGAGUGAGAAAGUGUGUGCGUGUUUUAAGAGACCUCCGGAUCCGUGACAGAUAACGGUUACCAGGACAUGAAUUCUCAUUAUAAAGCGGUGACAUUAAUUAAUUGAUGAAUAUCUCAAGGAGUGAGAAAAAAAAAAAAAAAAAAAAAUGCCGAUGGGAUUGUCUACUUUGGCUGGAACCGCAUCGGUUUUAGGAUGGAGUUUAGUACCACUGUUUGCAAUUGGUUUCAGUGUUUUUCGAUAUCAAAAUGCCGAUCCUGAAACUCAUCCGUCCAAUGCUCAAGAGCUAUUGUCAAUGUAUGAUUUUAUAAUUGUUGGAGGUGGAAGUGCCGGUGCAGUAGUUGCUUCAAGAUUAUCAGAAAUUACAAAUUGGAAUAUAUUAUUAUUGGAAGCUGGCAAAGAUGAAAAUGAAAUAUCAGACGUACCAGCUUUGGCUAGUUAUACCCAAUUAUCGGAAUUUGAUUGGAAAUAUAAAACAUCGCCUCCAACAACUUCGGCUUAUUGCCUUGCCAUGGUUGGAGAUCGAUGCAAUUGGCCACGAGGAAGAGUAUUAGGUGGAAGUAGCGUUUUAAAUGCUAUGAUUUACGUUCGAGGAAAUAGACUUGACUAUGAUAAUUGGGCGAAACUCGGAAACACUGGAUGGAGUUACGAUGAGGUGUUACCGUAUUUCAUUAAAUCAGAGGACAAUAGAAAUCCCUAUCUUGCACGCACACCCUAUCACGGUACAGGUGGUUAUUUAACCGUUCAGGAAUCACCGUGGCGAUCACCCCUAUCCAUAGCCUUUCUUCAAGCUGGUGCAGAAUUAGGUUACGAGAAUCGUGACAUUAAUGGCGCUAAUCAAACUGGAUUUAUGUUAUCACAAGCAACAAUAAGGCGUGGCAGUAGAUGUUCCACGGCAAAGGCAUUUUUACGUCCCGUGCGAAAUAGAAGAAAUCUUCAUAUAGCCAUGAAUGCACAAGCAUUGAAAGUAGUCUUCAAUGCUGAAAAGAGAGCAACUGGUGUUGAAUUUCUUCGCAAUGGAAUACAACAAACAAUAAAAGUACGACGAGAAGUUAUUCUCUCGGCAGGAGCUAUUAAUUCACCACAAUUAUUAAUGUUAUCGGGUGUUGGUCAUAAGGAGCAUUUAACACAAUUUGGAAUACCAGUUAUAGCUGAUCUUCAUGUUGGUGAUAAUCUACAAGAUCACGUGGGUCUUGGUGGUUUAACAUUUCUCGUUAAUGAACCAAUAACAGUAACGAAACAACGUUUUCAAACAUUUCCAGUAAUGAUGGAAUAUGUUUUAAAUGAAAGAGGACCAAUGACAACGCCUGGCGUUGAGGGUUUGGCAUUUGUUAAUUCACGUUAUGCCGAUAAAUCAGGUGAAUUUCCAGAUAUACAAUUUCAUUUUGCGCCAAGUUCUGUCAAUUCAGAUGGUGGCGAUCAGAUACGUAAAAUUUUGGCAUUAAGAGACAGUGUCUAUAAUACAAUGUAUAAGCCUUUGGUCAAUGCCGAGACAUGGACAAUUCUACCAUUAUUAUUGAGACCAAAAAGUUCCGGUUGGAUAAGACUUCGUAGUAGAAAUCCAUUGGUGUAUCCUGACAUAAAUCCUAAUUAUUUUACACACAAGGAGGAUAUUGAUGUGCUUGUUGAAGGAAUACGAAUAGCAAUGGCGGUAUCAAAUAGUUCGGCAUUUCAGAGAUUUGGCUCGAGGCCAUUGAGAACAAAAAUGCCUGGCUGUCAAAAGUAUACAUUUGACACCUAUGAAUAUUGGGAGUGUGCAAUUAGACAUUUUACAUUUACAAUUUAUCAUCCAACGGGAACGUGUAAAAUGGGUCCAAAAACUGAUCCAACGGCAGUUGUUGAUCCUCGAUUACGAGUCUAUGGCGUUAAAGGUUUAAGGGUCGUGGACGGAUCCAUCAUGCCAGUGAUAAUGAGCGGAAAUCCGAAUGCACCUAUUAUUAUGAUUGGUGAGAAAGCUAGCGAUAUGAUCAAGGAAGAUUGGCGGGUUAAAGGCAGACAAGUCGGUAGAUGACAGUAGAUAUGUUUAGGUGUGCGAACUUAACAAAAGUGAAUAGUUUCACGCAAGACUUCUAUAUAAUUAUAUUUUUUUCUACUUUUUUAAUCAGACAUGUAAAUAUUCUAAACUAUCUUGCUCAGUUUGACAUGUGCCUUCAAAACCUAGUCUAGUUAUUUUUUUUUUUAAAUAUAUUUUUGUGUGUUUGUAUUUAAUUUAUAUAUGAAAAUAAAAUACCAAAGAAGCUCAUUUAUGUGUUGGAAGUUUAUGGUUGCGUUUUUUCUUUAAUUAUUGUCGUUAUAAAAAAUCAUUCUCUUAGUUCAUUUUUAUUAUCUGCGUUUUGUAUUCAAUAUUAAUUCUUUUAAUUUACGUUGUUGAAAUAACGAUAAAUAAAUUAUAGAAAUCUGUAAUUAACUCUUGGGAAUUUUAAGAAAACUUUUACUAAAUUAAAUAUUUGUUUUUAUUAACUAUACUUUUAAUUAUCAAGUUUAUUACCGAUAAUAAAAAUGUUAAAUGCGAAUAAAAAUAUUGUCCUUAUUAACCAAAUACUUAAUCAUUUUGUAAAACAG